This is a messenger RNA of Suillus clintonianus, 3087 nucleotides long. RefSeq lists its product as uncharacterized. The transcript has 11 exons. NCBI's taxonomy places the organism in Eukaryota, Fungi, Basidiomycota, Agaricomycetes, Boletales, Suillaceae. The coding region runs from base 1 to 3087 and encodes 1028 amino acids. The record is from RefSeq and is a predicted model, not a curated record.
AUGCCCCGUGGUCGCCCCCCCAAGAGGCCUGCACUUGAACGGGAGGUUUUUGUCCCCGUCUCUAUCAACCCCGAACCUCAUCUUUUACGACUUCGUGCAGCAGAGAUUACCACUGAAGGGAGCACACGGCUGCAAACACACUAUGUUGCUGGAAUUCCCCCCGAAAAUUCAUCAAAUGACAACAUAUUUUGGAUAGAUGACCGCGUUGAGCAUCCCAGCGACUGUCAAUUUGAGGACGAAACACUUACAGACGACAUUGUUGAUAUUUGUUCCACGGAGAAGCGCAAAGAGACUGCGGCAGACAGACCUUUGCUCGCCUGGAUUGGACAACGUCAAAUCUUCCUGGACGAAAUGCUGCGCCUCAAUGGACGCGGGACUGAAGGUGUCACUUGCUCAUGUGGUGCAGUAUCGCCUCAAUUCCGAUGCUGUGACUGCCAUGGCAUUCAAAUAUUCUGCCGUGAAUGUACACUUCAAAACCACGUUCUUCAUCCUUUGCAUAGGAUUGAGAUAUGGAAUGGGACUUUUUUUCAGCGUAUCACACUCAAACAGCUCGGGGUUCGGGUACAACUAGGCCAUAACCCAGGAGAAAGGUGCUACAAACCUUCUCCCGCUGCCGGUGAUGAUUUUGUGGUCAUCGCGCUCGAUGGUAUUCAUGAAAUCGCCCUGGACUUUUGUGGCUGCGCUUCGGCUCAGAUUCGGUAUAAACAAUUGUUACGUAUGCGGUGGUAUCCAGCCACAGUCUCAGAGCCUCGAACUGCAGCAACCUUUACGGUUCUGCAGCAUUUUCAUAUUCUAUCCUUUGAAAGCAAGGUGUCUGCUUACGAGUUCUACCAGUCGCUCGCAAGGCACACCGACAAUUCAGGGUUAGUAGCGAUCAGGGAUCGUUAUUCCGCUUUCAUGCGGAUGGUACGCCAAUGGCGUAACCUCAAGCAACUUUCCCGCGGAGGAAGGGGACACGACCCCGCUGGUGUCAAUGCUACUGCCGAAGGAGAGUUAGCUGUUCUCUGCCCCGCGUGCCCACAGCCCGGGAAGAAUCUUCCACUAGACUGGGAGAAGGAGCCUCUAUUUACCAGAUGGAAAUAUGCGCUGUUUGUUGCAAUCGAUGCGAACUUUAGAUUGAAGCGCAAGGCGGUGUCUUCUGACACUGCUGACCCUAGCCUUAAUGCUGGAUGGGCGUAUUUUGUGCACGAAGACUCAUACAAAUCUUACCUUGCAGAUCGUGCUUCCGACAAGCAAGAGCGAAGCACGUGUGUAAGCCACAAUGCAGUUAACAUGGCGGAUACCAAGUCCUCCCGUGGGCUUGCUGCAACAGGAGUUGGGACGAUCGACUGCGCAAGGCACGAUAUGAAGCUCCCAAACGGAGUUGGAGACCUGCAGAAGGGUGAACGGUACAUUAAUAUGGACUAUAUCAUGUGUUCUGCGCUCUUCAUCCUCGCGAUGUCCAUGAUCAACAUAUCCUACGACAUCGCCUGCCAGUGGCACAAGAGACUCUGGACUCGAAUGGAAACGAUGCCGGAACGACUUUCUCCCCCCCGCGAAUCUUCCCUCAUACGUGUUUUUGUGCCGAAGUUCCACAUCCAGGCCCACAUCGAUAAGUGUCGCACCAAUUUCUCUUUCAACUGGUCGAGGUACGUGGGCCGAACAGAUGGCGAAGCCCCUGAACGGGGCUGGUCCAAUAUAAACCGAGUGGCAUCAAGUACCAAGGAAAUGGGACCGGGAGCACGCCGGGACACUCUUGACGAUCACUUCGGUGAUUGGAACUGGAAAAAAAUUACAGCAUUAGGGCGGACAUUGCAUAAGAAGAUGAUUGAAGCUGUAAAGUGGACGAAGGAGCACUCCGAAGCCCUCUCGGAACUGGAGAAGACUAUUCAGCCGGCUCUUAUCGCGCAGUGGAAGGCAGAGGUGGAAUCCUGGGAGGAGGAUAACUCCUCUCCGAACCCCUUUGAAAGCCGGUUUAACCCGGUUACACAGGCAUCCGUACGACUACAACUCACUGAGCUUGAAGCUCAAGACCUUCAAGCUGGAAUCAAUGUCUCACUUCACACCGAUGUCUCUCCAAGCGGAUUGAUUACAUCGGGCAUGGAUCUCGAGGAUCAACAGGCACGCUUAAGAUCCAGUCUUGCCAAUGUGUCCCUCCACGACACCGACAAUCAGAAGGCCAUAACACAAACUCAAAUCGCCUCCCUCCAACGACGGCUUGAUGCCUGGGCCCGCAUCCAGGAGCUAUACAUGCCGGUUGUCUGUCAACUCCGGCAUCGAUCAUCAGAGGCUAGUGGGAGGCCACAGGAACUCAAACCUGAAGACUUCAACCUGUGGCUCCCUUCGCAACUUCCAGCUGGCACCCCCGUAGACCUGACGCUCGCUGGCCACGAGUGGGAGCUACGCUACGCGCAGGCCCUCGAUGCCCUGAACGAAGUUCGUUCCCACCUCCGGCUUCGAUCCCACAUGUACAAGUACAAGGAUAAAAAUGUCCGUGGUCAAGCGGGUUCCACUCGCGCCAAGAAAAUCAUUGAUGCCGUGGAAUCGAGGAAGCACGCCAGUGUAUUGAAGUACAGACGUGCGCGCAGUGCCCUGCUGUCUCUUGGCCACCGUCUGGAGAAGUGCGGUUGGGAGCUCACCAUGCGCCCACUUCUUGACUCCGAUGUUAAGCCUAUGGGUGACAUGGAGCAGCAAGGGAGAGGAACCAUCUCCUGGAUUUGGUUAGACUCCCGUGCUGAUAACAGCUGUACAGAAAAUGAACGCAUACAGGAUUGUGUCCGCUUGGAAUGGUGCAAGGCUCGUGCCCGCGCACACCGGUGGUCGGAGGAGGUGGAGUUAUUGCUAGAAGAGAUGAGACGAGUGCUGGUGUUUUUGAGAUGGCAAGGGUCCUGGUGGAAGGAGCGCAUAACUCUCCGAACGCUCAACUCAGCACCUGCACAAGAGGGACUGUCAGCGUACGCGUGUCGCCAGUCUGCACUGCGUGUGCUGCUGAUAGCCAAGUUUCAAAGGCUGUGGAGUGAUGUGCCUACCCUUGUCUCUGGUGGUGUCCUGAUUCCAGAGAGCGGAGAGGUAGAUACACCUACUAUUGACGCUCCCUUGCAGUUAUAA